This is a messenger RNA of Eremothecium cymbalariae DBVPG#7215, 1326 nucleotides long. RefSeq names its product Mlf3p (gene MLF3). Bases 1 to 1326 code for a protein of 441 amino acids. NCBI's taxonomy places the organism in Eukaryota, Fungi, Ascomycota, Saccharomycetes, Saccharomycetales, Saccharomycetaceae. The transcript has a single exon. The record is from RefSeq and is a predicted model, not a curated record.
AUGGAGGUACAGUCUAUCUGCUCUAAUGUUAGCGGUCAAAGUGGUGGUAGUAUAGGGUUUGUCGGAGAUGAGUCGUUGAUCUUCGAGAGGAACGUGGAGGAUCCGUUUGUUCCGGUGGGGGCGGAUUCUAGAUGUUGCACUCUUUGUUCGGUUCCGUGGUCAAGGUCGAGGUCUAGUUCUGUUGUGAAUUUCGCAAAUUGUGCAGGGAGCCAAGUGUCGCAAGUGUCACAGCGGCAUUCGCAGCAGCAGCAACAGCAGCAGUCACAGCCUUGUAGACAUGCUAUGCAUCAUAAUUUGGAAAAUUUGGUUGCACCAGCUUUGGAUGCUAGUGCCGAUGUGGUAGCGGAUGACAAGGCUAAUCUGGACAAUGUUGAAAUCGUGUACUCCAAGAGGCCUUCUACAAUAAGGCUGGAUAUGGCGCUGGGUCGAACCAGGACUAAUUCUGUCACCGGAGCGGGUAGUUCAGCUGAGGGAGGACAGGUACAGACGGUGUCUGGUGCAGCGAAGCCAAGGGUGUUGCGUUUCUAUUCGUAUGCAGACAUGCUUUCUGAUGAGAACACACAUCAAAAGCACCAGCAGCAGCCGCAGGAGCUGCAACAGCGACAGCUGAAACAGGACAUCGCACAAGAUCAACGGCCGGGGAUAUCACAUUCAUUGUCGUUGACGUUGCUAAGGCAUUCUCCACCAAAUACGUGUUCCUCAGAUAUUUAUAGAACAGAUUCGUGUCACGUACAGCAACUGCCUUCUUUCUCUAAUCCGUUCCUACCUGUGUCUCAUCGGCGCGAUUCGGUUUCUUCUGUGGGCAUGGUUUCGCGCAAACGAUCAUCGAAUCCUCCAAAUGCUCGUUUCGUCACAGCUACCACCAGUAAGGCGGCAGCAAGCGGUAAGUUUUCUCUUGAGACCAGUAGUGACUGGUCUAGCAGCGAAGAAGAUUUAGACCAAGGCAGUAGCCGUACUAGCUAUGGGGUCAGCAGUCUUCAUUCUAAGGGCCCAGCACCCGUGUCUCCAAACUCGCCAACAGCAAUAGUAGCUAACAAUGGGUUGCAUUGCAAGUCACUUGGUUCACGGACUGUGCCUUGCUCACUCAAGAAAACACCCUCCCCAUUCAAAGCAACACCUCCAUUUCAGUCAGAUGUCGGUUCAUCGUUUGUUCUAGGUAGAAGAGGAUCAGUCCAAAAGGCUCCUUCUAAUAUGGAUGACUUGAUAUUCAAUCAAUUGCACUCGGAAUCUGCCAGCGAAAUGCUCAGACAGAAGGUUUGUAGCACAGGGUCUGAUGCUUCUUCAUCAAUAUUGCCGGCUACCGGCUUCACCGGUUCUCACCAAUAA